Molecule: messenger RNA, 1239 nt
Organism: Leptosia nina
Lineage: Eukaryota; Metazoa; Arthropoda; Insecta; Lepidoptera; Pieridae
Source: the annotation of a GenBank genome assembly
AUGGCUAAUGAUCUAAUUGUAUUGGCGUAUUCAGGCGGCUUGGAUACCAGUUGUAUUUUGAAAUGGCUAAUACAGAAAGAUUACGAUGUCGUAUGCUAUAUGGCUGAUAUUGGCCAAGAUGAAAACUUCAGUGCAGCGAAAAAGAAGGCUAUGGCCAUUGGGGCUAAAGAUGUCAUUGUGGAAGAUCUGCGGAAGGAAUUUAUCGUUAACUACAUGCUGCCUGCCCUUCAAAUGGGGCUAGUGUAUGAAAGUCGGUAUCUUCUUGGCACAUCUGUAGCUCGGCCUUGUAUAUCAGUGGGAAUUGUUAAUGCAGCUAAGAAAUUAGGGGCCAAAUACAUCUCCCAUGGCGCAACUGGUAAAGGCAAUGAUCAAGUAAGAUUCGAGUUAAGCGUGUAUUCACUGUGGCCCGAAGGAAAAAUCAUCGCUCCGUGGAGACUUCCAGAAUUCUUCAAUAGAUUUCAAGGUCGCAGUGAUUUAUUGGACUUCGCUAAAAAGGAAAAUAUACCUGUGUCUGCGACUCCAAAAGCUCCUUGGUCUACAGAUGAAAAUAUAAUGCAUAUCAGUUAUGAAUCUGGGAUUUUGGAAGAUCCAGCUGAGAUACCGCCAAAGGGGAUUUACAAAAUGACUCGUGAUCUUGAUCAGGCCGAAGAUUAUCCUUGCUCUAUAGAUAUUGCUUUUAAGAAAGGGUUACCAGUUUCAAUCACCAUUCCUAGUGGACAAGAGAAAUCACUACUCAUACAAGAUCAGCUAAAAAUGAUUGAGACACUUAACAAGUUAGGAGGGCAACACGGCGUUGGGCGAAUAGAUAUUGUAGAAAAUAGAUUUCUUGGGCUAAAGAGUCGUGGACUAUAUGAAACUCCUGCCGGUACUAUUCUUUACACUGCUCAUCUCGAUUUAGAAGCUUUCACAUUGGACAGAGAAGUAUUGAGGAUAAAAAGGAACCUGCAAGAUAAAAUGUCCGACUUCGUGUACAAUGGUUUCUGGUUUUCGCCAGAAGCGAAUUAUACCAGGAAGUGUUUGGAACUCUCCCAAGAGUCUGUCAGUGGAACUGUCACAGUACAGAUCUUUAAGGGCAAUGUUCUCGUUCUGGCUAGAAAAAGUCCAUUCAGCCUUUACAAUAAGGACCUCGUUUCGAUGGACGUCGCCGGGGGAUUUUCGCCAGAAGAUAGCACUGGUUUUAUCAAUAUCAACGCAAUUCGCCUUAAAGAAUACGCCCGUAUUACUAACGUCCCUAAAUAA